Messenger RNA from Phaeodactylum tricornutum CCAP 1055/1, 4265 nucleotides. RefSeq lists its product with no specific name. Lineage: Eukaryota; Bacillariophyta; Bacillariophyceae; Surirellales; Neidiaceae. The transcript is spliced from 6 exons. The record is from RefSeq and is a predicted model, not a curated record. Bases 1 to 4032 code for a protein of 1343 amino acids.
AUGAAUUCAAAAGGAUCAAAUGAUCCGCCUCUCGAAAAGAAACGGCGACUCUCUGUGAGAGAUCUUCCCCAAUUUUGCGACACAGCCGGGACCGUAUCGGUCGCCAGUUUUGGAGCCCGUCGUUUGCCCGAGCUCCGCCAUCUGUGGGAGAAAACCUUUCGGCGAGCUUCUACUCCCGAUCCCAGUAAUGUGGAAUCAUUGAAAAGUACAGGUUGUAAGACUUCGCGUCGUCAUUUGCGACGAAGGGCCACGAGCCAUUUGGGCCGCAAGCAUCAUCGUUUUCCAGCUGGACAGCAAGACGCCAACGCGCAGGAUAAGAAGUCGGAACAUUCGAUUAUCGAAGAGCCAAAGCUAACUCGCCGUAAACGACGGCGCAACACGGAACAUUUGCACUCCUCUCACGAAGAAUGGAAGGUUCCUAAGGGAGCAUUGGGUAUACCAUCGACAGAGGACAAGGAAUCGAAUGGCAACAAUCAUCGUCCUGAUAACUGGAUGCCAACCCAUCUUUGGCACGUGAAGCGAUUUCACAUGGAAUCUAUGUGGGGCUGGAAAGUGCCCAUGCUGCAUAGUAACCGAGGCGCGAAGGCAGCCUUGCGGCUAGCUCGCGAGGGGAAAACGAUCCUGCAUGACGCCACUUGGACGUCUCAACCAGUUUGGCUGCGUAUCGCGACAGAGGUUGUCCCCGAUAUGAUAGACCAAAUACGGAUCAUAAUUCCUGACUUUGCUUUGGACGAGACAAAAUUGCUUGAAGCGUUUGCAUAUCAACCAAGUGCGUUUCCUAAAGGAGGCAUCGGCCCGGUUGCUUGGCUUUGCUCCACCUCACCUCUUUUUGGUAGUGCAAAAGACGACACACAGAGCUGCUAUAUCUACUUUUUUUUACACCCUUCCAUUCAGCAAACUCUGCUACACAUUUUGCGACAAAUACUGGAGCCUUCGACUUUGACUGGGCCACUCUGCUUUGUUCACGGGGGUCUAUCGUGGUUAAGACUGCGUGGGAAGGCUGCCCUCGAAAGUCUCCUAAUGGCGAUGCUUUCUAUAGCAAAAGACGAAAAAAGAAGUACGGACAUUGGCGCCAUCAUUGCUGAUUUAGAAACGGGUAUUGAUUGCCAACUCUCGCACGUCCAGUGCAGAGCAGCUACUAAUCACGAAACCCCUAACAGCCAAGAAGUCAAGCUCAUCUUACGCCGUCCGGUACAAGUUGACUUCCAUGGAAAUUUUGGAUCUUGCGGUGUGGAUGUUGUGUGCGAGCCUAGUUUGGGUCAGAAAUUGCUGGUCGCUUUAGUUUUACAUGGUAUGGCCUGUCCGAUUGGUGUAACGGAGCUAGCGCACUUGGAGCUGGAAUGCGAACCUCCACGGCCGUUGUUUCCCCGGGACUAUCCUGACACCUCAGUCGGGAUGUCAUACUGGAAAGCAGCCCUGCCAGAAUGGAAAAUUUUACGGGCUUACUACGAGGGUGGCUUGGGAAGAAUCCGACCAGAUCUCUCGGAGGAUGAAACCACCGUUGUCACAGUGCGAGGUUCCUUUGGUCAACCCUUUCAGCAAGCCAUUAAUGGAAUAGGGUAUAUCCAUAGGAACGGGGACAAGGCGUCAAAUAGUGGAGCAGCUGCAGAAAGUCUUGUCAUUCGGCGGAGCCGUCGCAAGUCCGGCAAUCCAUCGUUACCCGUUCAAGCGCCACCCAUUUCUCGGGAUCAAGUAUCGCAGCAUAGAAACCUUUGCAAGACACUAUUGCUGUCCUUGUCGCUACCGGCUGUCCUUCUUGCUCAUAUUUGCUUGCACGAAAAGGGACAAUUGGACACGGGUACACUUUUGUACGCCACGGACGGUUCCGUCAAUGAACCAUUGGGUGUCGUAACGGCGGCCAUCUUUUCGUCUGGUCGGGGGCGGUACCACGGGAUUGCGGUGGUUGGUGCGGCGCGCCUUUUAGAAGCCUUGCAGCACGCCCACGACAGUUGCGCGGGUAGAAUUGUAGCGCCGCGGGUUGGGCCCAAACGUAUUGAAUUGGAAAUUGGCGUCGCUAGCAAAGUUGACAAUGUUUGGCACACUGUCGUUGCUGCUUUGAUGGCACAUCCGGUUCGGUUGUCGAAGUUGGGGCGGUGGGCCGCGUCUGCCACUUCCUCAAGAGUCUUCUUUGUUGGCGCACUGCGACUGACAUCCGCCUUCACUGUCGCCAACCCGACGAGUGCGGCGCUCACUCCGGACGCGGGCCUCCAGGAUGUCAAGCCCAUCCCAAUCACAGUUUUGGCCGGUUUUCUGGGCUCGGGUAAAACCACACUUCUUCAGAACUUGCUCGAGAACAAUGAGGGCUUGCGUAUCGCUGUCGUGGUCAACGACGUCGCAUCGGUCAAUAUCGACAGCAAACUGGUCGCCAAUCAGAAUUUGGCCUCGGGCAUGGUGGAACUACAAAACGGCUGUGCCUGCUGCUCACGAUCGGAAGAGUUGCUUGCCAGUGUGCAAGAACUCGUCACCUUGAGCGACACACGAGGAGAAGGCGAAAGUUUCCACCACAUCGUCGUGGAAAUGAGCGGUGUGGGGGAUCCCCGCAGCGUCCGGGCCAAAUUCCAGGAAGCAGUCCUGUACGAUAUGCCUUUGAUGCAACGUGCACAGCUCGAUACCAUGGUCACGGUGGUAGAUUGCAGUUCCUUUUUGACCAACUUGAACUCGGACAAGGUUGCCACGCCAGAGGACACUCCCGAGUUGUACUAUCGCGACGAGGAUGAGGCCAAAGCUGAUCGUAAGUGGAUGGAAGAUGACGACUUACCUCCAGGUUUGUUAGAGGCGAUCGAGGCCGGAGAUCGGGCAUCGGCUAACGCAGUUGCCGAUUUGCUCGUUUCGCAAACGGAAAUUGCUGAUAUUGUCCUCCUGAACAAAGUCGAUCUCGUGGAUGAGAGCAGUCGUGAUAUGAAACAGAUCGAAAACAUUGUUACAGCUUUAAAUCCUCGGGCGACUCUGCUCAAAUCCGCGUUCGGAAAAGUUUCUCUACAACAAAUUUUGGGGGUGGCUCAGGGUAUGGGAGUAGCGGAAGCAGGUAUUAUCGAUGACCAUAAAGAUGCGGUCAAUGCCGCGUUAGAAAUGGCGCACGAUCCUGAUUGCGAAGAUCCGAAUUGUGUAGAUCCCUCGCACUCCGAGGUUGUAGCCGUAGUGGACUGCGCCAAGCCCGACUGCACCGACAGUAGUCAUGAACAUUCGCAUACACACGCUUGUGACGAUCCGGCCUGUGACGAUCCUGCUCAUGCCAAAAUGACCGUAUGUGGAGAACCUGGUUGCACCGACAGCCACGAACACUCGCACACUCACGCUUGCGAUGAUCCAAGCUGUGACGACCCGGCCCAUGCAAAUACUGUCGCCGAAAGUGUCUGUAACGAUCCUGGCUGCACUGAAAGCCACGAACAUUCGCACGCACACGCGUGUGACGACCCAAGUUGUGAUGACCCUUCGCAUGGGGUUGAUGUGGGCACGCAUGCCGGAAUCGGAACGUACGUUUACACAUCGCGCCGUCCCUUCCACCCUACGCGUUUGCUUUCCUUUCUGCGAAAUCUUCCUGCAACGCGUGGUCUACCACCACUGGAAGCAGGCGAACCGGAUUUGGCUGUUUCGGCCACCGCGAAGUCGGCAAUGAAGAAAAUUCUUCGAAGUAAGGGGUUUGUUUGGUGUGCGGAUUCCUUUGAAGUUGCCCGCUACUGGAGUCACGCUGGUAUUUCGUUCGAAUUAACCAACUUGGGCAAAUGGUGGGCAACACUACCACGUGAGCAGUGGCCGCAGGAAGCUAUUCGUGCCAUUUUGGCCGAUUAUGACGAUGCCAACCACGACGACCAGAGCGCCAGUACAGGAACUGUCGGUGACCGACGUCAGGAAGUUGUUUUGAUCGGACCCGGUAUGGGUGGACCCACGGCACAAAAAGAAGUUUCGUCAAUUUUGGAUAAGUGUCUUUUGCGUGAUGAUGAAUUAGAUUUCUUCAACGAAAAGAAAUUGGACGAAGGGGCAUUGCAGAAAGCCUUUCCCAAUCCAAUCCAAGCGGGCAUCAUGAUAUUUUAACUCAGUGGGGAAGUGCACAUAAGGCGUAGUAAGUUGGUAGUAUGUAUCAGUGGACAACAGCGAUUUUUUGUGAGGUUAUGGGGGCCGUGCCCUUGCUAUUUGAAACAAUACAUGGCUGCUUCUCGGAGUUCCUUAAUACUAUCGUCUUCAUUCUCAUUCAAAAUUGUGAACUCGAAAACUCCACAUGAUAUUCCGUAUUCGAUUUCUUGGACGAUAUCCCGAAUCCUUCCUCG